GAGAAGCUCCGCCCACGAGGUUAGCUGGCCCGCUCCCCGCUCUCUGGGGUGUGCUGUGGAACCAUGGGGGAGCAUUCGGCGCUGGGCCCGGCGGCAGGCUCCUCGUUGCUGUUGUGCUCGGUGCUGCUGGCCGCGGGGUGCGCGCUGGGCCUGCUUCUGGGCCGCGGGCGGAGCGCGGUGGAGCGUUGGGUGCUCGCCUGGCUCUGCUACGACUCCCUGGUGCACUUCGUGCUGGAAGGCGCCUUUGUCUACUUGUCUAUAGUAGGAAAUGUAGCAGAUUCCCAAGGCUUGAUUGCAUCUUUAUGGAAAGAAUAUGGCAAGGCUGACACAAGAUGGUUGUAUUCUGAUCCGACCAUUGUGUCUGUGGAGAUCCUGACUGUUGUCCUGGAUGGGUUUCUGGCAUUGGUCCUCAUCUACGCCAUAGUCAAGGAGAAAUAUUACAGGCACUUCGUACAGAUUGCCUUGUGCGUGUGUGAGCUCUAUGGCUGCUGGAUGACCUUCUUCCCCGAGUGGCUUGUUGGAAGCCCCAGUCUCAACACCAGCAGCUGGCUCUACCUUUGGGUCUAUUUGGUGUUUUUUAAUGGCGUGUGGGUUCUGAUCCCAGGCCUGCUGCUGUGGCAGUCAUGGGUAGAACUGAAGAAGAGAGAUUACCAAGAGGCCAAGUUAGCGAAGAAGCAUGAGUAAAUUCUCAGAGUGAUCCAUUCUGAUGUCAGAAUUGACCAGACAUUCCGAUCCGUGCUUCCUGUUCACCGUGUUUUGAAGCAGCCAUUACAGAUGGGUUGGGAGGUGGCAAGCUCGUCUGUUUGCUUUGGUUCUUUGAUUAAAUGAUACUAUGAAGGGAGAGCUUGGGGUGUGGUUCGGUAGUGCUUGCCUAGCAUUGACACGGCCCUGAGUUGUUCCCUUACACAACUAGGGGGUGGUGAGUAAGUUUUCACUUGUCACAAGAUCAUAUUUAAUUAGACGCUCAAUCAUAGCUAGCAGAAUCGUUAUGCCAUGUUAAUAAGUGAGUAUCACAGGGUACUGUAAGGAGUAGUAUAAAUUUUUACUAAAAAAUAAAAACCCAAAGUCCAAAA
Messenger RNA from Mastomys coucha (southern multimammate mouse), 1073 nucleotides. It is a transcript of the gene Ebpl, whose product is annotated as EBP like. The transcript has 4 exons. The record is from RefSeq and is a predicted model, not a curated record. Gene Ontology annotation, cellular component: membrane; endoplasmic reticulum. Gene Ontology annotation, molecular function: cholestenol delta-isomerase activity. Bases 64 to 684 code for a protein of 206 amino acids. NCBI's taxonomy places the organism in Eukaryota, Metazoa, Chordata, Mammalia, Rodentia, Muridae. Gene Ontology annotation, biological process: sterol metabolic process.